Molecule: messenger RNA, 501 nt
Organism: Aspergillus clavatus NRRL 1
Lineage: Eukaryota; Fungi; Ascomycota; Eurotiomycetes; Eurotiales; Aspergillaceae
Exons: 1
Coding region: 1-501 (166 amino acids)
Source: RefSeq, a predicted model, not a curated record
AUGUUGGUCAAAAACAUUCUUUUGUCCCUCGGACUCUACGCCAUCGUCGGCCUCUCCAGCCCAACCCCUGAAGUCUCGGUUGAAGCCUCUGUUGACUCCAACGCCGUCGAGGCCAACACCACCGCGAAUAUCCUGACCGAACGCGCCACCGGCGUCUGGCUGGAUGUCUACAAAUCCGGCUCAUGCGACAGCGGCUGGGAAGACCAGCCAAAGUCCGGUUGGGUGUGGGCCGGCCAAUGCAAGAACUUUGACUCCUUUACCUACGGCGCCAGGGCUGGAAAGAAUGACCAGGGCUGGCCAGCCUCGUGCACUUUCAAGUUCUGGGAGAAUGCUGAUUGUCAUGGCCAUGCUACUGUCCAUCAUAUCUCGGAUUCUAUCAAGUGGAAGAAAGGGUAUAUGGGUAUUCCUUACCCGACAUACCAAUGUAUUGCGACGGCGAAUAAGCAAUCUGGAGAGUUUUACCUGGGAAAUGGGGCUGCUAGUGUGUUGAUGACGUGUUAG